AGGAAAAAGGAAGAGGAAAAAAGUGGCUGCUGUGAACGCUGCCGUGAUCCAGCAGGGUGAAACAAUGGCGUUACGAGCGUGUACGCCGAGGGCGGCCUCAUGCUGCGCCUGGAGGGCUUCCUGCCAAGACAUCGAGAGCGACAGAGAGAGCGGGGAAGGGGUUCGAUUUGCUGUGUCGAUAUUCUACAGCCAAGAACAAAAGGCAUGGAAAUGUGGCAGGGACUCAAAAAGAGAACGUCUAAGCUGUGCUUGUUCAUGCUCCUUCAUCCUUGCCUGUAGCAUGCGCCAAGCACAUACACCGCAAGAGAACAUGAGGCAUUUUGACUACAUUUGGGAUAAUAACCAAGUUUCAUUCUACAGCGAGGGGUAAUAGAGCCACAGAUGAUGAUCUUGCAACUUGAAGCACCUUUCAUCUUCAUGGGCAUUUAUGGUUUAUUUGCACACGCAAGCACCUAGAUAAGCUUUCCAUAUCACUCAUAUCCUGGCCAAGGCAUAUCAAGCACACUUUUAUCCCACAGAUUGGUGUAUUUUAGCUGGAAAUGACAUCAUGACAUCACUACUACCAGGAGAACCAGAGUGUAGAGGGGGAGGAGCCACCUGUCGUGGCCCAGCAAGGUGCACUGUAUUCGGGCACACGCUCCGAGCAGCCGGCGUGACGCCACGGAGGUCUCUGGCAAACCUUUAGUUCUUUUCAAACACUGCGGCGCUGGCGUUUCAGGUGGCUGAUAAGGUUUUUUGUGUGCUCGAUGUUUUUUUUCCCCCCCCUUAUCACGGCGCAUUUGCUACAUCUAACACCAGCAAUGUCUUCCUGGGAACGUGAAUGUUUGUCAUUAACAUCACAGGCAGGAGAGAAAAGGAGCGCUUGAUUUGCUCACCCGCACUGCACGGGUAACCUCGCCUCAUUGGAGCCUUUUUAAAAAAAAAAAAUAAUUGGUUAUUGGAGCUAUUUUGAUUGUUAUUGGAUGUAUGCAUAUGACCUCAUAAUUCUCUUAGCCGUACUAUUUAGCCAGAAGGGGGCGAUAAUUGAGUUGAUGUGGACGCACAGUCAUGGACUGGCGGGGGACAUAAACCACCAUAAAAAAAUUGGAGACAAUCCGACCAUGAGAAAAGUAACUAUGACAGUUAUGGGCUUCCACCAGUGGGGGGCGACACUGGAGGCAUUGCGUGCAUGCUGACCUCAGACACCAUAUUAAAUGUGUACAGGAUGGGAACAUCUGGAAGGUAGGUAUGGUGUUAUCAUUUUCCACCAGGAGGGGGCGGCACUGAUGCCAAGGUGGCCGUGCAGUCGGCUUCCUGAUUUAUAAAUAGAAUAUUUUCAUAGUUAGAGCCUAGAAAACCUGUUUAAUACCUUCUAAAUAAGCUUUCUAACAUUAUUAAAGCCCUCUUGUCAUGAAAUAACACCCCUGCAGUCGCCUUUACACUCCUAUGACCCAACAUAAAGGAAAUAAGACGUACUUGUCAUGUUCCACACGACAGGUUAGACUUAUGGCUUUGGUUUUUCUUUGUUCGCUGAUAUUUCCUUUUUAUUGUGCUCUUAUUCUGGUACAUCCAUUUCCUGUUUUGCACAAUUUUGAGUUGUCUUGACCUUGUUGUGAGCCGCUACUGGCCUCAGGUGUUCCUCGUUAGCAAUCAAGCAGGCUUCCUAAUCAGCUGCCUCGCAUCGUCACUGGGGCCAGGCUGGGCCAAACGUGUGCGUGGGAUUAUUGGAAGUGAUUUCAAUGAGCUUGGCUGGGCUGCCAUGACGAGCGAGGAGUGUCCUGUGCCGCCGGGGAGCGUUUCCCCGGCCGUGCCGGGGCAGCACAAGGAUUACGGCUCGGCGCAGGCGGAUGACAUCAUCGAGGAAGCGGGUCCGUGCGAUGACGCCAGCAUCGGGAGUGACCUGAGUACGCUCGUGGUGCCCUUCCCCGAGCUGGCGCCCGUGGUCUUCUUCUGCCUCAAGCAGACCACCUGCCCCCGCAGCUGGUGCAUCCGCAUGGUUUCCAGUCCGUGGUUCGAGAGGAUUAGCAUCAUGGUCAUCCUGCUCAACUGCGUGACGCUGGGAAUGUACCAGCCCUGCGAGAACAUCGACUGCACCUCGGACCGCUGCCAGAUACUGCAGGCCUUCGAUGCUUUCAUCUACAUCUUCUUUGCAUUGGAGAUGGUGGUGAAGAUGGUGGCUCUCGGCAUCUUUGGUCGCCACUGCUACCUGGGAGACACCUGGAACAGGCUGGACUUCUUCAUCGUCAUGGCUGGCAUGGUGGAAUACUCCCUGGACCUGCAGAACAUCAACCUGUCGGCCAUUCGGACGGUGCGGGUCCUUCGUCCCCUAAAAGCCAUCAACAGAGUGCCAAGUAUGCGCAUCCUGGUCAACCUGCUGCUGGACACGCUGCCCAUGCUGGGCAACGUCCUCCUGCUCUGCUUCUUCGUCUUCUUCAUCUUCGGCAUCAUUGGCGUGCAGCUGUGGGCGGGGCUACUGAGGAACCGCUGUUACCUGGAGGAGAACUUCACACUCUCUUCAGGAUUGGCGGCGCCGCACCCGUACUACAGACCCGAGGAGGAUGACGAGCGCCCCUUCAUUUGCUCGCUGGCCUCCGACAACGGCAUCAUGUCGUGUUCCGACGUGCCGCCGAGGCGAGAGGGAGGCCAUACGUGCUGCCUGGACAAGGAGGACGCGCUCCACCGACAGGCUCUGGGCCUCAGCCCCGAGCCCGUGGCCAGCGGGAACGGGAGCGGCGACGCCAUCGGGCUGUGCGUCAACUGGAACCAGUAUUACACCCGCUGCCACACGGGGAACACCAACCCUCACAAAGGAGCAAUCAACUUUGACAACAUCGUCUAUGCCUGGAUUGUCAUUUUUCAGGUGAUCACCCUGGAAGGCUGGGUGGAGAUCAUGUACUACGUCAUGGACGCACACUCCUUCUACAACUUCAUCUACUUCAUCUUACUCAUCAUUAUCGGUUCCUUCUUCAUGAUCAACCUGUGCCUGGUGGUCAUCGCCACUCAGUUCUCGGAGACCAAGCAGCGGGAGCACCAGCUGAUGCAGGAGCAGAGGGCGCAGUGCCUGUCCUCCUCCACCCUGGCCAGCAUGGCCGAGCCGGGCGACUGCUACGAGGAGAUCUUCCAGCUGGUCUGCCACGUCCUCCGCAAGGCCAGGAGGAGGUCGGCGGCUCUGUACUACACGCUGAGGGGCAAGCCCCCGCCGGCUGGUGGAGGCAGAGGCAACAGGCGGGGCGGAGCCAAUCAGAACGGAGAGAGGCAUCAUUCCAGGCAACCGAAAUCGUCCCACUGUCCACACCAAAGCAAGCAGGACCACGAGUCUCAACCCACGGCCAACUCCAUCAGCCUGACUGUGCCUCAGAACCCACAGGACUGCCCUUUGUGCACGUUGGCCCUGGAAGAGGGCGCGAGGACUGCGGGUGCCGCCGCCAGCGGGGACGAGGACGAGGGGGACGCCGUGAAGGAGACGGACAAGGAGGAGAACCACUUAGAGGAGCGGGCCGACGGCAACGAGAGGACGAAGAAGAAAAAGAAGAGCUGCUUCGGACGCUGUAGGGAUUUGUGGAACGGAAUGCGGAGGAAACUGUGGGGCAUCGUGGAGAGCAAGUACUUCAGCCGGGGCAUCAUGAUCGCCAUUCUCAUCAACACCAUCAGUAUGGGCAUUGAACAUCACAACCAGCCUGAGGAGCUGACCAACGUCCUGGAGAUCUGCAACAUUGUCUUCACCAGCAUGUUCACCUUGGAGAUGAUCCUCAAGCUGACUGCUUUUGGCUUCUUUGAGUACCUGAGGAACCCGUACAACAUCUUUGAUGGCAUCAUCGUCAUCAUCAGCGUGUGUGAGAUCAUCGGUCAGGCGGAUGGCGGCCUGUCGGUGUUGAGGACCUUCAGGCUGCUGCGGGUCAUUAAGCUGGUGAGGUUCAUGCCCGCCCUGAGGCGUCAGCUGGUGGUCCUGAUGAAGACCAUGGACAACGUGGCAACCUUCUGCAUGCUCCUCAUGCUCUUCAUCUUCAUCUUCAGUAUCCUGGGGAUGCACAUUUUUGGCUGCAAAUUCAGUCUGAAGACAGAAGCAGGGGACACCGUGCCCGACAGGAAGAACUUUGAUUCCCUCCUCUGGGCCAUCGUCACCGUCUUUCAGAUUCUGACGCAGGAGGACUGGAACAUGGUGCUGUACAACGGCAUGGCUUCCACCUCACCCUGCGCCGCCCUCUACUUUGUGGCCUUGAUGACCUUUGGGAACUACGUGCUUUUCAAUUUGUUGGUCGCCAUCUUGGUUGAGGGCUUCCAAGCCGAGGGAGAUGCAAACCGCUCUUACUCGGAUGAUGAAAGGUCUUCCUGCAAUUUUGAGGACAACGAUAAGCAGAAGGACUCGCUGCAUCUCUCAGACCCAAAGAUCUGUACACUGACCCCUAAUGGACACUUGGACUUGGGCCCACUGCCUGCCGGCCUGUUUCCUGGAGAGAGGCUGAGCUUUGCUCUCGGGUCGAGGAAGAACAGCGUCAUUUCUCUUGGCAGAGCCAACCUGGAGCACAGGGCGGCGUACCCGGGUCGCGGUUACCACAACUGGGGUCGCCCGCUACCACCCAAUCCUCAAGCUUCCUGGGCUCGUCGCUCCAGUUGGAACAGCCUGAUAGGAGUGCGUCCCUGCUCCUCUUCAUCCCCCUCCACCAGUCCAGUCUUCACCUCCUCACCCUCUGCCAGGCCUUUCUAUGGCUACGGCUUAGGCGGUCUGGGAGGUGUCGUUGGUGGAAGUCUCCGUAUCCGCGGUCCCCGUGCCUCCUCAUCCCCGCUCCGCCACCUCCACAGCGUACACCCGGAUGAGGAGGAAAGCCUCCUCUCUCCCACUGUCGCUACCCGAACUCUUCAACUUCGCCAUCCGAUACUCCACGGGCCUUUUGUACCCAGGAGGGACCGCCGAGCUCUAUCCCUCGAGCUUCCCCACCUGCUACAAGUCCCGGGAGCCCCGCACCUUCCUCCUCCUCUACCGCCCCAUCCCAUGUCCCCCGUGGCGCUCCAUGCCCACCAGAGGAAGAAGAGCUACUCUGGAGGACUGCGGAUCAGUGGAGGUGGGGGACUCGAAAGUCUGAGUGUCAUAGGAAGAGUGCACCAAGACUGUAAUGGCAAGACUCCCCUGGCACAGAUCCUUCAACCCCCUCCUAACCAUCAGACAGAGCAGCCUGGAGGGCUAAACAACCAGAGGCAGCUGAUGGCAGAUGUCUUUCCUCAGGUGAACACCCGUAGCAAGGACCGGGAGGACCUGGACGAUGAACUUGACUACAGCUUGUGCUUCCGCGUCCAGAAGAUGUUGGAGGCGCACAAGCCGGACUGGUGUGAGACCAGGGAGGACUGGUCGGUGUUCCUCUUCUCCCCGCAGAACAAGUUCAGGCAGAUGUGCCAGUCUAUCAUCGCUCAUAAGCUGUUCGAUUACGUGGUGUUGGCCUUCAUCUUCUCCAACUGCAUCACAGUGGCUCUCGAGAGGCCCAAGAUACUGCAGGGCAGCUUGGAACGAGUGUUUCUCACCAUUUCCAACUACAUCUUUACUGCCAUUUUUGUGGGCGAGAUGACACUCAAGGUGGUUUCCAUGGGUCUGUAUAUGGGGGAGCAGGCAUAUUUGCGCAGCAGCUGGAACAUUCUGGACGGCUUCCUGGUGUUUGUGUCGUUGAUUGACAUUGUGGUGUCCAUGGCGGGCGGGGCUAAGAUCCUGGGUGUGCUCCGAGUGCUACGACUGCUCAGAACCUUACGCCCCCUCAGGGUGAUCAGCAGAGCUCCAGGCCUGAAGCUGGUGGUGGAGACCCUCAUCACCUCCCUCAAACCUAUCGGCAACAUUGUCCUCAUCUGCUGCGCUUUCUUCAUCAUCUUUGGCAUUCUUGGCGUCCAGCUGUUUAAAGGCAAGUUCUUCUACUGCUUGGGCCCUAAUGUUAAGAACAUCACCAACAAAUCCGACUGUCUGCAAGCCAACUACAAGUGGGUCCACCAUAAGUACAACUUUGACAACUUGGGACAGGCCCUGAUGUCCUUGUUUGUGCUGGCCUCUAAGGACGGUUGGGUCAACAUCAUGUACCACGGCCUGGAUGCUGUCGGUGUGGACCAGCAGCCGGUGACCAACAACAACCCCUGGAUGCUGCUCUAUUUCAUCUCCUUCCUCCUCAUCGUCAGCUUCUUCGUCCUCAACAUGUUUGUGGGCGUGGUGGUGGAGAACUUUCACAAGUGCCGGCAGCACCAGGAGGUGGAGGAGGCCAAGAGGCGGGAGGAGAAACGUCAGCGGCGCAUGGAGAAGAAGCGGAGAAAAGCCCAGAAGCUCCCCUACUAUGCCAGCUACACCAGCGUGCGUCUGAUGAUCCACACCCUGUGCACCAACCACUACCUGGACCUCAUCAUCACCUUCAUCAUCUGCAUCAACGUCAUCACGAUGUCCCUCGAGCACUACAACCAACCUCACUCUCUAGAUCUCGCCCUGAAAUACUGCAAUUACUUCUUCACCUCCACUUUUGUGCUGGAAGCCAUACUCAAGCUCAUCGCCUUCGGCUUCCGACGCUUCUUCAAAGACAGGUGGAACCAGUUGGACCUCGCCAUUGUGCUGCUGUCUGUGAUGGGCAUCACGUUGGAGGAGAUCGAGAUCAGCGCCGCCCUGCCCAUCAACCCCACCAUCAUCAGGAUCAUGAGAGUACUGAGGAUAGCACGAGUCCUGAAGCUGCUGAAGAUGGCCACAGGAAUGAGAGCCCUGCUGGAUACGGUGGUCCAAGCCCUGCCUCAGGUGGGUAACCUGGGUCUGCUCUUCAUGCUGCUGUUUUUCAUCUACGCCGCCUUAGGAGUGGAGCUUUUCGGAGAACUUGUUUGCAAUCAAGACUACCCAUGUGAAGGAAUGAGUCGUCACGCUACCUUUGAGAACUUUGGCAUGGCCUUCCUGACUUUGUUUCAAGUCUCUACGGGCGACAACUGGAAUGGCAUUAUGAAGGACACAUUGCGGGAGUGCCCGCCAGACCACGGCAUCGAUGUGGACUACGCCUGCAAUCCCAGCCUUCAGUUUAUCUCGCCCAUGUACUUUGUCUCCUUCGUGCUCACCGCCCAGUUCGUGCUCAUCAACGUGGUGGUGGCCGUGCUGAUGAAGCACCUGGACGACUCCAACAAGGAGGCCCAAGAGGAGGCGGAGAUGGAUGCAGAAAUUGAGCUGGAGCUGGCCCAGGGCACCCUCUGUUGCAUGGGCGCCCCCGGCUGCGGCAGCGGGGCAGACAAAGGCGCGGUGGCCGCUGGAUCGGUACCCGGCGUCGAGGCCAAGAGGAAGGACGGACGAGGAGGAGGGAGGACGCAUAUGGCAGCCACGUACAACACCGCCGACUCCAACCGACCGUUGUACUCACCAGCACAAGAGAGCCAAUGGCUGGACAGCGUAUCUCUCCUGAUCAAGGAUACAUUAGAAGGGGAGAUGCUGAUGAUCGACAAUCUCUCUGGUUCUGUCUUCCACCAUUACUCCUCCCCUCCACUCAUCUGUAAAGACUGCAGGGGCCACCCCCAAGAGAUCAGGAUGGCGGAGAUCGAACAGGCGUCGCUGAAGUCGGAGCAACUCAACUCGGACAAGUCCUCGUCUCCCGCCCUGCUGGACGACCUCAGCUUGGACGAGCACGCGGCCUACCAGCUGCUGGUGCGAGAGAGCAAGGGAAAAUGCGGCAGCAGCAGCAGCUGCUCCUGCAGCUCCGAAGAGGCGGCUGGUGGAGGGAGUCAGCUGGUCCACCAGACUGUAGUCCAGGGCCAGGUCCAAGGACUGGGCCACCUCUCCAGGACUCUCUGCCAAGUGGAGAUGGAGCUGCAAGACGUAGAAAUGCAAACAAAUCCACCAUGCUCACCUUACUACAGCCCCAGCGGGGUUUCCAGCAGCAGCAACAAGGAAAGGAACACAGAGGGAGGAGGAGGAGGAGGAGAAGAAGCCAGCGGCGUCUCCCCGCUACUCCCGCUGCCAGGAGCCACCAUCCCAGCACCUCCUCGCAGCAGGAGCCUGAGGUUGUCAAGGGGCCUUAGGUUGACCUCCCCGGCUUCCUGGGCUUCAUUCCGCAUCCCUGGAGGCCAUAGCAAGAUGCUCUGCACUCAGUACCCGUCCCACAGUGACUCAUCGCUUGCGACUGGCAGCUCUGAAGGCAGCCUGCAGACCACCCUGGAGGAAGGACUGAGCUUCAGCAUCUCUCCGCCACAGAACAUGGACUUGCCAGCAGCUCCUUUACCACACGAGUGCCCGCCGCGUGAGGACAACACUAGCGUGUCUUCCCCGGUCCAGACGUUGAGACUGAGGCCGAGCCCCUCGUCGGCGCUCACCCUCCAGGCCACCGUCGGCCAGCAGCGAAGCCAAAGCAGCGGGCGAGGCAGCACAAGCCCGGGCUUCACCCGAGAUGACUCCAUUGACCCUUCAGAUGAGGACCUGGGCAUUGUAAUCGGGUCGUCCAGUCAAGCGGGCAACAGUGAACACUUGUCAGAGACGAUGAGCAGCCUGUCGCUGACAUCGCUGCUGUCUCCCGGCCCCCCAGCGUGUCCUGGAGGAGCGGUGAAGAAGUGCAACAGCACGGGAAGCCUGGACCAAGGGGGGAUGCUGCUGUCGUCCCGAGGAAGGGAGACCCGCAGGGAGAUUCUCGGCCUGGAGCUUAUGGACCCCCGGGGUUUCUUGGCCAACCCUUGGUCGGGGGUGUUAGCCGAGGCGAGAAGAGGAGAUGGAGAUGACCUCGGAGACGGGUUUAGAGGAAAGAGCUCAAGCCAAACCACAGUCGGGCCUUUUCGCAGAAACAGAUGAAACCUACUGCUCACUUGGUGUCUCCUUUCCUCGCAUAGGAAUCCUUUGCUGUCCCCUUUGCACUCUCUCUGCUCCCCACCGACGCCAGAGAGGCUUGAUGGCACAUGAACCCUCAUCUUUUCCACGUUGACCCCCUCCAUACAUUUGUGAUGAACCCAAGACCUAUUUUGUGCAACCCGGGGUUGAGGGGGGUGUGGUGGUGUGGUUGUAGCCUGCGAGGCCUAAGGGCUAGGGGAUCUGCGCCAUUGGGGGGGGGGGUUCUGUGAGAGGAACCCCUCGGUACCAGGGCGCUCAAGCAAGAGUUUCAACUCACAGAGGCAUGAGAAUCCAAGCCAGGUCGUGUUCACCGAUGCAAAAAAACAACAAAAAACAACAAAAAAAUGGAGCUAUCCAAACUGAAACCCAAGCCAACA
Messenger RNA from Dunckerocampus dactyliophorus (ringed pipefish), 9159 nucleotides. RefSeq names its product calcium voltage-gated channel subunit alpha1 Ia (gene cacna1ia). Gene Ontology annotation, biological process: sodium ion transmembrane transport; calcium ion transmembrane transport; neuronal action potential. NCBI's taxonomy places the organism in Eukaryota, Metazoa, Chordata, Actinopteri, Syngnathiformes, Syngnathidae. Gene Ontology annotation, cellular component: neuron projection; voltage-gated calcium channel complex; voltage-gated sodium channel complex. The transcript is spliced from 37 exons. The coding region runs from base 1739 to 8746 and encodes 2335 amino acids. Gene Ontology annotation, molecular function: voltage-gated sodium channel activity; low voltage-gated calcium channel activity. The record is from RefSeq and is a predicted model, not a curated record.